Colletotrichum aenigma is the source of this 243-nucleotide messenger RNA. RefSeq names its product Importin beta-like protein kap111 (gene kap111). The transcript has 2 exons. NCBI's taxonomy places the organism in Eukaryota, Fungi, Ascomycota, Sordariomycetes, Glomerellales, Glomerellaceae. The record is from RefSeq and is a predicted model, not a curated record. Bases 1 to 243 code for a protein of 80 amino acids.
AUGGACGGACGGCUGCCAACAACAAUUCAGGAGGCGGAAGCUCUUGUUCUCGCUCUUUAUGAGCCAGCACCCCCCGAGGCCAUUGCCCGCAUACAGGAAGUAUUGCACCGUCUGCAGAGAUCACCCUCCGGCUGGUGGAUUGCUCGCGAUCUCUUGAGCCAUAACGACGACAAAGUCAAGUUCUUUGGGGCCCUUACCCUCAUCGUCAAGUUGAAUACCGAGAGGUACACCCCCACUCCCUGA